Eurypyga helias (sunbittern) is the source of this 726-nucleotide messenger RNA. Its product is annotated as tyrosine-protein kinase Mer-like. Gene Ontology annotation, cellular component: axon; plasma membrane. The record is from RefSeq and is a predicted model, not a curated record. Lineage: Eukaryota; Metazoa; Chordata; Aves; Eurypygiformes; Eurypygidae. Gene Ontology annotation, molecular function: cell-cell adhesion mediator activity. The transcript is spliced from 4 exons. Gene Ontology annotation, biological process: axon guidance; homophilic cell-cell adhesion; dendrite self-avoidance. The annotation marks the transcript as partial.
ACGAUGCUGACCGAAAUCGAGGUCUCAGGCCGUUCCUGUCGGCAGAGUCCCGCCGCCCUGAGCGAAGCAUGACCACCGGUGGUCACUGGCCUCACCAGAGUGCAGAGCAGCCCCAGGAGGACCCCUCAGCCAGCCCUCUGACACGGAUUAAGUUUAACCCCACUGUGCAACACAUCGUGAUUAACGAGCACAAGGAGGUCACGUUUAAUUGCUCCAUCAAAGUACCUUGGGUCCUGCUCCGGUCGGAUGCCCAGGGCAUUUCCUUGUGGAAGGACGGAAGGGAGCUGAAUGUCCUGGACCGCAUCGCCACCAGGCACUUUGAGAUCUCUGACGAGGAGGAGGUGGCAAUGACCUCCACCUUCAGCAUCCUUGCCGCCCAGCGCUCGGAUAACGGCUCCUACGUCUGCAAACUCAACAUCUCUGGCACAGAGGUGGUGUCAGAUCCCAUCUUGGUGCAGCUGGAAGGGCUCCCUCACUUCAUUCGUCAGCCCGAGAAGCUGAAUGUCACCAAGAACAGUCCCUUCAACCUCACGUGCCAAGCCGUGGGCCCGCCGGAGCCUGUGGAGAUCUACUGGUUUCGCAACAACAUCCAAGUCAAUGAGAAGCCCCACAUCUCCCCAUCAGUCCUGACCGUGCCAGGUCUUAACGAAACGGCGCUGUUUAGCUGCGAAGCUCACAACAGUAAAGGACUGACCGCAUCCAGCCCGGGGCAGGUCAACGUGAAAG